Messenger RNA from Mercenaria mercenaria, 1925 nucleotides. RefSeq lists its product as uncharacterized. The coding region runs from base 943 to 1374 and encodes 143 amino acids. Lineage: Eukaryota; Metazoa; Mollusca; Bivalvia; Venerida; Veneridae. The transcript has 2 exons. The record is from RefSeq and is a predicted model, not a curated record.
GAAGGUACAUUGAGCGGUUCAUGAGAAGUUGUUAAAAGACAAACAAUGAAUGUCACUAUAUCCACAUAUUAUGCCAACCUUCAGAUAUCAUAAAUACAACAAAUCUGUGUUAAUGUAGAACAAUUAUAAGCCUAACAUAUGUGCACUAACAAACCCCCAAUGACAACAGACUGCAUUAUCACCCACAUAAUUAAUGACAUGAUGUGAGUAUAUGCAGGUCUGUUUGUACUGAAUCUGGUGUGAGUAUGUGCAGGUCUAUUUGUACUGAAUCAAGUGCAUUCAAGUACAUUAAGUGUAACUGUACCAACACUGAGUUUUGCCAGACUUUCUGGGGGAGUGUGUCUAAUUUAUAUUUAUCACAACUGGCUGCUAAAUAUACAAGAACUUAAAAAUAGAAUGUGAACAGGGUGAAGUUAUUGACACAUUGCAUAAUAUUAUUCCCUCAAACAGUGAAUAUCUGACAUGUUUGCAAAUUAUGAAUAUAUAUUAUGCAGAAUCUCCAGAUAAGUGCAUACUACAUUGUAUUAACCUUCACCCUGUUAAAUUUCUAAGAUGGACUGGUCCAUUAUUCAAUUUGGGCAGCACAACUUAUUAGCAAAAGGGGUGUUCACUGAAAAUUUACGUAUUAGUUAUUGGUCAAAUAUCAAAUUUUAUGGAAUUUAUUGCAAGCGUAGCGUAGCGGAGCGCAGCAAUAAGUUCUAUAAAAUUUGAUAUGACCAAUAACUGAUUUACAGUUUGCCUGUGCAAAAAGUCACGUACGCCAUGUCGGCGUAUGCUUUGAAGUGAUAAACGUCCGCCCAUAAGAAUUUUGAUUGACAGGUCCAGAGAGGAAAAAGUUGUCUUGAAACGUCAACCAAAUACCAAUAGCCAGGGUUCAUUUUUUACAGUGUUAAUUCGUGAAUGGUAUUACAUGUAUAUGCACGUGUCGAAAGUAACUAAAAUAUGGCAGAAAAGACAGUUUCAACAGAACACAAAACUGAGCUGGAUAAUCAGUUAGAUUUCCUGAACGAUGACUACUUUUAUAUUCCGUUUUGUCAAAAUGAUGUUACUGUUUCGCAGCUCCUUACUGUCGACACGCAACAACUCUACGACGCCAAGAAUGAUACUAGUAAUCAAGCAGAAAACAAAGAGAACACCCCAGCAGAAGUGUGCAACAGUAGAUUUCAGAAGCCGCUGUCUACAGUAGAUAAGAACAAGCAGCGGAACGCUGUUCCUGGCAACACGACUCGAAGUAAUAUAUGGGCGAUAAAUGUGUGGAAAGAAUGGGCCGAUAAUCGCAACCUGCAACCAGAAACUGUGUCGGAGCCGGGCUUUCCAAUUCCUCUAGAUAUCGGAAACUUUCAGUCUUACCUGGAAAUGGACUUUUGGCUUUAACGCUUUAUUUGUGAAAUUAAGCAUAAGAACAGUGAAACCUACCCGCCAGCAACUUUGCAAAAUAAUGCAGCAGGAAUUCAACGUUAUUUACGUACAGAGAAAUUGAUGCAUGUAAAUUUGUUUAAAACGGACGAUCCCAAAUGCGCGGAAUUUCGAACAACAUUAGAUUCUCAAGUGUGUUGAAACCGGAAAACUCGAAAACAGAAUACCAAAUGAAAGUGAAUCUGUAUUAACUGUGAACGUACCAGCAGGUGUUCAGAAAGUCAUGAUAGUUACACACACCAGUAAAAAAUUUGUGAUGGAAAUUUAACUAGAAAUUUCAUUUGUUACGUGACUGUACUUGUAUUUUGUGAACUUCUGGUGGAACUGCUUAUUGUAGGUUGACAUUAAAUUGGGGCUAAACACUUUUUCAGUCUAGUUGAUUAUUUCAAACGAAUUCGAUAGAGUGACGGACAUUUAUUCAAACUACAUUUGAUAUAUACUAGUUCAGCCGUUCUUUUCAGUUUUCACUGGAUAUUUAGCCGUGCACUGCUGAAUAAAGUUCAUUUCUG